AUGCUUAUGUACUUCCAAUCUGAUCCCGACAUAUGGUCCGGCUUGAUCUUCUUGUCUCCGUUAUUCGUCCUACCGGAAGGCAUGAUUCCCUCCAAGCUACAUAUAACGAUGUACGGACUACUUUUCGGAUUGGCGGAUACAUGGGCGGCGAUGCCAACGGCUCAGAUGGCGGUGAAGGCGGUGAAGGAUUUGGAGAAACUGAAGAUACUGGUGGUGAACCCGAAACGAUAUGCCGGAAAACCGAGGGUGGGGACGAUGAGAGAGGUGGUGAGGGUGACGAAUUAUGUACAGAACAACUUCGAGAAGGUUAAGGUUCCAUUUUUUACAGCUCAUGGCACUGCGGAUGGGUUGGCGUGCCAUACUGGUUCAGAGAUGUUGUAUGAGAAAGCUGUCACUGCUGAAGAAGACAAGACGUUGAAGCUGUAUGAAGGAAUGUAUCAUUCGUUGAUCAAUGGGGAGCCUGAUGAGGCUGCGGAUCUUGUUUUGGCGGACAUGAAAGCUUGGAUUGAUGCCAUGGCUCAAAAGUAUGGUCCUAAAUCCUAA
Lactuca saligna is the source of this 543-nucleotide messenger RNA. Lineage: Eukaryota; Viridiplantae; Streptophyta; Magnoliopsida; Asterales; Asteraceae. The record is from the annotation of a GenBank genome assembly.